UGAUCGACCUGCUGCUCGUCACCUGUCGGAGUCACUGAUGUGUUAAUAGAAUGAGACGCGCCGACAACAAGGACGAACCUGCCGUUUACCAACGGGUCGUGUUAAAGAACGCCUCGCCGUACCACUACAUGAAGGUCUGCCUUGUGCUGGAGGAUGAGUCUACCAGACUGAGCGCCAUUGAACUGAAGCUGUUCAUCGUCACAGGUCUGAAGAGUCUGUUUGGAGAGGUGGGAGCAGCAUUGACCUUUGACCUGUUGAAAUACGAUGAAGAUACCCUCACUGCUCUUCUGCGCGUUUACAGCAGGGGUUUGGUGAAGCUGUGGAGCUCCCUGACUCUGCUGGGCUCCUACCAGAACCAGGCCUGUGCCUUCAGAGUGCUGCAGGUGUCUCCGUUCCUGCUUGCUCUGACAGGAAACAGUCGAGAGCUGCAGCUGGACUGAAGGAGGUGGAGCGUUGUUUUCUUCAGGAUGAGUUUCAUGUGGAGCAGUAUCUUUAGUAAACUGCGGCUGUGCCUCUCCUCCAUCACAGCCGCUCCUCCCUCCUGCCGGCUGCUCCACGUCGGCCAGCGAGCCUCCCUCACAAAAGCAUUCUCCUCCCGCGACGUGGAGCUGUUCGCCGAGGUGACAGGCGACAACAACCCCCUCCACCUGGACCCGGCCUACGCCAGCACCACCUCCUUCGAGAAACCCAUCGUCCACGGCGUCCUCAUCAACGGCCUGAUCUCGGCCGUGCUCGGCACCAGGAUGCCCGGCCGCGGCUGCGUCUUCCUGUACCAGGAGAUCCGCUUCCCGGCGCCGCUCUACAUCGGCGAGGAGGUGCUGGCCGAAGCCGAGGUCCGCAAGAUCAAGAUGUCAUUCGCCUUCAUCGCCGUGACAUGCUCCGUCAAGGACAAAGUGGUGAUGGAGGGGGAGGUGAUGGUGAUGAUGCCAGAGGAGCAGCAGCAGAGGGAGUGAGAGGAGGGAAUGAGCACCCUGAUGUCACAGUCGCAGUGGAAUUUUGGUCCAUGUUGCUGUUAUUUUUGUUGUUUAUAGAUCAUGUACUUGAACCCUGGCAACAAGAAGUGCGAUCUGGACGGAGCGGUAAACGGAGAAGUGUCAGUGGCGUGAUGAUUUAUUGUUUAGUGUGUUUAAUUUGUCAGAUCUGCUCUGUAUUUUGUUUGUGUGAAAUCUUGUAUGUGGAAUAAAAAUGCUAAACGAUGAUUGGUUU
Siniperca chuatsi (mandarin fish) is the source of this 1206-nucleotide messenger RNA. RefSeq names its product ribonuclease P/MRP 14 subunit (gene rpp14). Gene Ontology annotation, cellular component: ribonuclease P complex. The transcript has 5 exons. NCBI's taxonomy places the organism in Eukaryota, Metazoa, Chordata, Actinopteri, Centrarchiformes, Sinipercidae. Bases 51 to 440 code for a protein of 129 amino acids. Gene Ontology annotation, biological process: tRNA 5'-leader removal. The record is from RefSeq and is a predicted model, not a curated record.